Molecule: messenger RNA, 1596 nt
Organism: Penicillium robsamsonii
Lineage: Eukaryota; Fungi; Ascomycota; Eurotiomycetes; Eurotiales; Aspergillaceae
Product: Major facilitator superfamily domain general substrate transporter
Exons: 3
Coding region: 1-1596 (531 amino acids)
Biological process (GO): transmembrane transport; carbohydrate transport
Cellular component (GO): membrane
Molecular function (GO): carbohydrate:proton symporter activity
Source: RefSeq, a predicted model, not a curated record
AUGAACCUCACAGAGACACAAUCCACCAAAAAGUUCAAUGAGGAUACCGUUGAUGCCGUUGACACAACCAAAAGCAUGACACACGUGCCACUGUGGCAAUCGAUUAAGAAAUUCCCCAGAAUCGUGGGAUAUUGCCUCGCGCUAAGCUCGGCAAUUCUUCUCUACGGAUAUGAUUUAGUCAUCGUGGCAACAGUGGCUGCGAUGCCCCAGUUCCAAGUUGUUUUCGGCCAGGAAUACAAUGGAAAAUACAUCAUCCCCACCAUGUGGCUUUCUCUCUGGAACGUCUCCAGUUGCAUCGGCAUAAUGUUGGGCUCUGUCCUCGGUGGUCAAUAUCAAGAUCGCCGUGGACGUCGGAUUACGCUCGCUAUAGGCAGUUUCCUAUCCACCAUUGCGGUCGCAAUAUGCUACAUCUCGGAUCUGCCAGACGAUAUGGAAACUCGUCGAGGAGUAUUCUUCGCGGGUAAACUAUUCCAAGGAAUUUGUAUUGGCAUUCUGCUGUGUGUCACGCAGACAUACAUGUCCGAGGUGCUUCCUGUUGCUCUUCGAGGUCCGAUCAUUGCAUUCUAUCCGAUCUUCACGCUUCUUGGACAACUAGUUGGGUCGAUCGUGGUUUAUACUUCGCUUAAGCAUACAGGUGUCGAGUCAUAUCGGAUCUGCUUUGCGUCGCAAUGGCCAUUCUCAUCUAUUCCAUUUGUUCUAGCGGCGUUUUUACCAGAGAGUCCGACCUGGCUGUUGAGAAGGGGUCGAACGAACGACGCUCUCAAGGCACAGAAAAAGCUUAAUACGCCCCGUAUCAACUCGCAAGCUGUGAUCGACGAGUUACAGGCGUCAAUUGCAGCAGAGGACGAGGAGAGUGCAACCCAUACAUAUGCCGAUUGUUUCAGAGGAGUCAACAUGCGUCGAACUUUUAUUGUCGCUUUUGCAAGCAUUAUACCUCAGAUGUUCGGACUGCAGCUGCUGGCAAAUUCCUCCUACUUUAUGCAGAUCGUGGGUAUGGGCUCAGCUAAUAGCUUGAUUUUCUUGAUUUUGGGCAUUGGACUGGGCCUGAUCGCGAAUGUUGUCAGUCUGUGGGCACUGAAUGCCUUUGGGAGAAGAUUUCUCAUUCUACUCACUUUGAAUAUUGUUAUGGUAAUGUGGUUCGCAGUAGGAAUAGCAGGGAUCUUCACCGGAAUCGUGACGAUUUGGUAUACGGCAGUGAGCAUGAUGAUUAUCACCAUGGUCUCUGGUCUUGGGUCGUGGCCUGCGUCUCAUGUGGUGGCUGCCGAAGCGUCUUCACUACAACUCCGAGCCAAGACCCAAGGCAUUGGGUGGUUUACUAGUGGCUUUGGUACUGCAGUUUUCGCCAUCAUCUUGCCAUAUAUCUAUAACGCAGACCAGGGAAAUCUAAAGGCAAAAACAGGGUUCGUGAUGGCAGGGUUCGCCGCAGUUGCAGUCAUUGUCGUGUGGCUGGGUAUCCCAGAGAUGAAAGGACGGACGGCAAUGGAGAUCGAUCGCAUGUUCUCACUGAGAUUACGGACUCGCGCAUUCAAAGGCUGGCAUAGCGAUGUAACUCUCACGAGUAAAACAGAAGCCAUUCAUCCGACUGUGAAAGCAUGA